Messenger RNA from Taeniopygia guttata (zebra finch), 1542 nucleotides. It is a transcript of the gene SIAH3, whose product is annotated as siah E3 ubiquitin protein ligase family member 3. Gene Ontology annotation, cellular component: cytoplasm. Lineage: Eukaryota; Metazoa; Chordata; Aves; Passeriformes; Estrildidae. The record is from RefSeq and is a predicted model, not a curated record. Gene Ontology annotation, molecular function: ubiquitin protein ligase activity; ubiquitin conjugating enzyme binding. Gene Ontology annotation, biological process: proteasome-mediated ubiquitin-dependent protein catabolic process; multicellular organism development.
GUAACUCUCUUUGCAUAUUUGAUUUUUCUCCCUCAGUAAAACAUAGUCUGCUUAACCUAUUUUUGCUACUUUCCAACAGUUUCACUGGAGGGGUUCUUCCCUGCGCCUUGCAUUUAGCUUUGCUGUCUGAGCACUCCUUUGUUAAAUUAAGGCAAUUAAUAAAUGGAGAUGUUAAGCAAUCAAUUUUGCCUGCAUAUCUCCACAGCCUUACAUAUGACUGGCUGUAAUCACAAGAUAAAUGCAAUGUGCUGAUGUAUGGUAAUGUUCAAUAAUACAUUCUCCACCAGGCUCAAUUCAUCAGGGAGUUUCUGGAGGGGAGGCAUUUGUUAUUGGCUGUCUCCGGACCUCAAGGAUAACAUUCCUGUCCUUUCCAUUGGCCGCCCCGCUGCUGCAAGCCUCUUCCCGUCUUAUUUUGAUGAUGAAUAUGAAGGCAUGCUAAGCUGUGCCGGAGAGCAGCUCUCACCGACUACACUCCCAGCCCCGGCUCAAGGACUCCAGAGCUCCCCGGCUGCUUCCCCUGCCAGCAGCAGCAGCAGCAGCAGCAGCAGGAACAGCAGUAGCAGCAGCAACACCAAAAGUUGUGAUGCUUUUCUUCACCCAGUGCUUUGGGGCUGUGUUAGAUCUUAUUCACCUGCGGUUUCAGCACUACAAGGCAAAGAGGGUUUUCUCAGCUGCCGGGCAACUUGUCUGCGUCGUCAACCCAACACACAGCCUCAAGUAUGCACCGACCCGCUGUGCAGCUGCGCAGGCAUCCACGGAGCAAGGCAUCCUUCCUCCCUGCCAUCACCACGAAGCAGUGCACGACCCCCAGCUGGUCCCCUGCACGUGCCCGCUCUUCUCCUGCCCAUGGGAAGGGCACCUAGAGGUGGUGGUGUCCCACCUGAGGCAGACCCACCGCAUCAACAUCCUUCAGGGCGCGGAGAUUGUCUUCCUGGCCACGGACAUGCACCUGCCCGCACCAACAGACUGGAUCAUCAUGCACUCUUGCCUUGGCCACCAGUUUUUGCUGGUCCUCAGGAAGCAGGAGAAGUAUGAGGGCCAUCCCCAGUUCUUCGCCACGAUGAUGCUGAUCGGCACGCCCAUCCAAGCCAACAACUUCACCUACCGGCUGGAGCUCAACAGGAACCAGCGGCGCCUCAAGUGGGAGGCGACCCCCAGGUCCAUCCUGGAGUGUGUUGACUCUGUCCUUUCGGACGGGGAUUGCCUUGUGCUGAACACUUCCCUGGCUCAACUCUUUUCUGACAAUGGAAGUCUAGCGAUAGGAAUUGCGAUAACCACCAGCAAAGUUCACAGCUCUGAAGCUGAAAUGUGAUGGGGAGGAGGAAGAGGAGGAGGAACAACAGCAACAACAAUGGUGCUCUAGCUGCCUUCUGAGAGCCAGAACUCAUGGACUUUUUAUGGGGGGGGAGGGAGGGGGGAUCUCGGGUCUUUUAUGGUAUUUAGUACUUGUCCACAGUGGGCAUUAUGUAAACAUCCCGUGGUUAUGGUCCCUGUGUCAUGUAUUUACCGUUUUGCUAAUACAAUUUUAUGAGAAAUUUUAAA